Molecule: messenger RNA, 4985 nt
Organism: Danio aesculapii
Lineage: Eukaryota; Metazoa; Chordata; Actinopteri; Cypriniformes; Danionidae
Gene: slc34a2b
Product: solute carrier family 34 member 2b
Exons: 13
Coding region: 34-1950 (638 amino acids)
Biological process (GO): intracellular phosphate ion homeostasis; sodium-dependent phosphate transport
Cellular component (GO): apical plasma membrane; brush border; vesicle
Molecular function (GO): sodium:phosphate symporter activity
Source: RefSeq, a predicted model, not a curated record
AAAAAAUCUUCACAGAAAAAGAUAUAAAGGCUAAUGGCUCCUCUGGCUGAGACUCAUCCCGCCUCGCCGCCACCGGAACUCGGAGCAGACGCGGACAAACAUGAGCCCCAAACCCCGACUCGCACCCUCAGUUCCUGGCCCGCGGAGCAGUGGGAGCAGGAGGAAGAGGUGGACCCGUGGGAGCUGCCGGAGCUCCUGGACACCGGGGUGAAGUGGUCAGAUUUGGACCGGCGCGGGAAGGUCCUGCGGGUCUGCACCUCUGUCCUGAAGCUGCUGCUGCUGAUCGGCCUGCUCUACAUGUUCGUCUGCUCACUUGACAUCCUCAGCUCUGCUUUCCAGUUGGUCGGAGGGAAGGCAGCGGGGGACAUCUUUAAGGAUAAUGCGGUGCUGUCCAACCCUGUGGCUGGGCUGGUGAUCGGGGUGCUGGUUACGGUUCUGGUCCAGAGCUCCAGCACCUCAUCCUCCAUCGUGGUCAGCAUGGUGUCGUCUGGAUUGCUGGAGGUGAAGUCUGCAGUGCCAAUCAUCAUGGGUGCAAAUAUCGGCACUUCAGUGACGAACACUAUCGUGGCCGUGAUGCAAGCUGGAGACCGCAAUGAGUUUCGCAGGGCUUUUGCGGGGGCGACGGUGCAUGACUUCUUCAACUGGCUGUCUGUGCUGGUGCUCCUGCCUCUGGAAGUGGCCUCAGGGAUGCUCUACAGGCUCACCAAACUUGUGAUCGAUUCCUUCAACAUCCAGACGGGCGCAGAUGCUCCAGACCUGCUGAAAGUAAUCACCGAGCCGCUCACCAAGAACAUCAUCGAGCUGGACACCUCUGUGAUCCGUGACAUUGCCACUGGAGACCCUGCUGCCCGAAACAAAAGUUUGAUCAAGAUCUGGUGUAAAACGGAAAAAAUUACGAGCCUGGUGAACGUGACCGUCCCGGGAAUCGCCAACUGCACUUCUGACGCCCUGUGCUGGGAGGACGGAGACUUUGUCUGGACCCAAAAGAACCAAACGGAAACCAUCUACCUGAAGAAAUGUACGCACAUGUUUGUGUUCGCGGAUCUGCCUGAUCUGGCGGUGGGCUUGAUCCUGUUGGCUCUGUCUUUGCUGGCUCUCUGCACAUGCCUGAUCCUCAUAGUCAAACUCCUGAACUCCAUGCUGAAGGGUCAGGUGGCCGUCAUCAUCAAAAAAGUGCUCAACACGGAUUUCCCCUUCCCCUUCGCCUGGGUCACAGGAUACCUGGCCAUCCUCGUGGGAGCCGGAAUGACCUUCAUUGUUCAGAGCAGCUCCGUCUUCACCUCCGCCAUCACUCCUCUAGUCGGUAUCGGUGUGAUCAGUUUGGAGAGAGCGUAUCCACUCACACUGGGCUCCAACAUCGGCACAACCACCACUGCUAUCUUGGCGGCCAUGGCCAGUCCUGGAGAAACACUGGCCAACUCACUACAGAUCUCUCUGUGUCACUUCUUUUUCAAUAUCGCUGGUAUCCUGCUGUGGUACCCCAUCCCCUUUACACGUGUGCCCAUUCGACUGGCCAAAGCUCUGGGUAACCGCACGGCCAAAUACCGCUGGUUUGCAGGCCUGUACCUCAUUCUCUGCUUUCUGCUGUUUCCCUUGACCGUCCUGGGACUCUCCAUCGCUGGAUGGCAGGUCCUAGUUGGCGUCGGGGUGCCAGUGUUGGUGUUCGCCAUCUUUGUCAUUGUGGUAAACGUCAUGCAGAAACGAUGCCCGCGUUUUCUGCCCUCGUUUAUCCGCAGUUGGGAUUUUCUGCCCAAACCGCUGCACUCCAUGAAGCCCUGGGACCGAGUGGUGACAGCGGGAAUGAGCUUCUGCAGGACUCGCUGUUGCUGCUGCUGUAAAUGCUGCAGAAAUGAAGAGAAAACCCAUAUGGAGAACAGGAGCCUGGAGAUGUACGACAAUCCAGCACUCGCUAUAGAGGAUGAGGUUAAAGUGACUGCCACACAUUUAUAACACUACAUGGACUCUUUUAAUUUAUGUAUGUUGUUUUGAUGAUCGCAGGGUGAAGCAUCGUGUUUUUAAGCUGCUAUUGAUUUUUAGUUUGGUUAUAAAGCUGCGUUGAGAUUAGAGCUGUGGCGAACAACAUCAGUUGAGAAAUCCAUCCUGCAUCAGUUUUGAGAUUUUUCAAACUGCAUUACGAUUCGUAUUGAAUCCGGAGCUUAAUGUUAACAGCAGAUGGCGCUGAGUGCUUUACGAAUAGCCCUACUCCGCUUUCAUUCACUUCUUUACCAAUACAACAUGAACCUAAAAUCAAUAAAGAUAGGAAAGGUAGAAAGCAUGUUACAAGAGUGACUGACUCAGCCGAACGCACAAGCACUCUUCCUUUUGAGCAUUUGAGUGUGUGAAGAACUAGCCUAGAGCGCCAUCUGCUGUUUAACACUAGCCUAGAGCGCCAUCUGCUGUUUAGCACUAGCCUAGAGCGCCAUCUGCUGUUUAACACUAGCCUAGAGGGCCAUUUACUUUAAAUACUAGCCUAGAGCGCAGUCUGCUGAUAAAACUAGCCUAGAGCACCUAAAGCUAGUGUAGAGCAGCUAAACGCUAAUAAAUAUAAUAAAGAUUAAUCCCAAAAUUUGCUGCAGAAUUGAUUUCAUCAACUUUUUCACCAUAACUGGAUCUGGGAUUAUAAAGAUGACUGACUUGAUCAUACUUGAAACCAUUUGCACUAGGGAUGCACCGAUACUUCGCAUAUUUUUGCUGGAUCGGGUAUCGGCCAGCUGGUACUGAUCCAAAUCCGAUCUUGCACGUGUGCUAACGUGUUCUGUGUAAUUUAUAAGCCAACAAAAGCCACGACGGUAUAAGGCACUAGAAAGUUGUCAUGUAGGACUACUGUAUCCCAAAUGUUCUGAAGCCAUUCUACAGUUUAAUGUGAAGCACAGAUGAAUAUUUGCAUGCUUAAAUUCUCCAUUCAUUUGUUCCUGUUAGGUUAAAUCAGUGGAGAAAUACAUUUAGUUUAGCAUUAAAUGGCUUCAUUUUGACCUGCAACGAGGAGUUGAUUGCGGUUUCUAAAUCAUGUUGCGCUGUGUGUGUUAGAUCAGCCGAUCGCAUUCACAACACUGGAGUAGAGAAGAUUAUUACCUGCUCUUCACACACAAAGUAGGCCUACCUGAAAUAUUAAAUGAGAAAAGGCUAAAUACAUUGGACAGAUCCUCAACACGCUGAUUUCUUCCCUUUGCGCUGCUGUUUUGGAAGUGUCCGCAGGUACCGGAGGGCUGCGCGCUGUUUUAGUGAUGCAUCAAGUGCUGCGCAGAUGCAACAUGUGCUGCUCAGUAAAAUUAUUCUCACAAUAAGUUUCUGUUCUCUCAUCCUUCCGACUGACUUAAGCUGCGGUCACACUUGACUUUUCCUCCCAUAGACUUCCAUUCAUACGCACGCGAAUGCGUCAGACCGGAAACGCAAGGUCAUGCGUCAAGUUUCGCAUGUCGCUGCGGUGCAGAGUUCAAGCUUGGUGAACUCUGACCUGCGAAAUCGCAUCACUUGACUGUGUGAGACCAAUCGAGGAUCAGUCCAGUGUGACCGUAGCUUUAAUCUUCCGAGAUGAGUACUUUAAGUGCUGCGAAAAGUUUGCAAAGCCUGGCUUACUGUGGCCAGAGUAGUUGAUUUAAAUUAAUAAAAGUUAACCUGACGAGUGCAGUAUGGAUGGUCAAUAACAGAAAAUGAUUUAGCCUAAUAUAGGCUACUCUGAAACUGAAUAUUUCACUGUAGUUUUAUUUAUAUUAUCAUUUUUUUUAAUUGAAAAGUUUGUCAGAUUGUGCGCUGACGCAUACAAGUGGACCUUGUUUUGAACGUCACUUCAAAUAUUCUUGCUUAUUUUGUGGAUAACUGACCUACAAAAAUACACUGAAAUAACCAACUAAUUAUACCAAACGAGAUUCUUUUCAAAAAUAAUUGUUCAGACAUGCUUUCGGUUUCUUCGUCUCACUCGCGGCGAGUGUAGGCGAAGGAAUGUUUAUUAAGUAAAACUGGCCUCAGACGGCUUAAGUUUAGUCUGCGUCAAACCUGCAGGAAAAUUUCAGGCUUUGCUAAAAGGUUGGUUAUUUUACCAACGAUUGGGGUCAAUAAUGGUAGCCUAUUACAGAUUUCAAAGAAAAAUCUUAAUAAUAAAGAGGAAACCUAAGCUGGACCACAACAGAUCAGAUACAUAUAAUGAAUGCUCCAAUAAUGUAGCCCAUAGUUUAGCAAGCAUCAUGUUGUUAGUUAUAUUGUGCCGUCUGUCAUAUACAGUGGGCCUAUAGGUCUGUUAUUUUUACUAUAGAAGAUUUGAGUUUAGCACCAGAGCUAUAGAAACUGUGUUAUGUUAAAAAAAAACGGCACAGUAUCGGGAUCGCAUCUGUUUCGCUCGAUACUCAGAAUUUUGGUAUCUGGAUCAGUUCCAAAAAAAUGGUAUCCGUGCAUCCCUAAUUUGCACAUAAAUGACCAUUUCACCUAAUGAUGUGUACUGCUUCAGGACUACAGUCAUGCCCUAACUUCCUGUUAAUGCAGCAGCACUGGGAAAGUCAUGCGUUAUUAGCAGUCUGCAUGAUGUAUAUCUGCUGUAACGUGCGUAUCUGAGCAAAACUGCUUGAGCUAGAACAAAUGUGGGGGGCGGGGCUUGAUUUCUCGUGUUGUGGUUUACUAUUGGUGGGUCUCGUGUGAUUGACAGGUUGAUCCUGCCUUCAUUCCGGUCGACACCAAUGCAGACUCUUGAUCAUUUUGCACAAUAUCUGGAACUAUGCAAAGAUAUCUUUAGUGUUUGUAUGUUGUUAUUUGUAAACUUAAAAAUUUGAGUUUGUUUAACUCCCUAACUGACACACAGGUGGAAGUUUUUCAGUGCAUGUUUAAUAAAAUCUGUCUAAACCUGAACUUGACAAACUAUAUAUAUAGGAAAAACUGCUGUGACAGGUCAGGGGUUAAAUGUAUUGUUGGUACUGUUGCGUUUUGUAAGCUUCAUGAUGAUAUAUUUCUCUUCAGAUGUAAGAUGUGGUCUCUGAAUAAAUAUUUAAUACUGUAAA